GGGCGGAGAGGGGCGAAGGGGGAGUUUGGGAAAGAAUGCGAGGAAUUCAUUUCCUGUAGAACAGCUCUGAGAACGAAGGAGGAGACGAGGAGUUCGUGGAGAAGGAGCUCUAUCUCCUGCUCUCCUGCUGGAUUACUGACUCCACUCUCCUCCCAGCACCUCCCGACUCAGGAGGAGCAGGAGGAGGAGAGGGAGGUGCACGAUGGCUGAGCCCCUGCUGAAGAGGACCUUCUCCAGGCUGAGAGGCAGAGACAGAAGCCGCAGGAAGACCGACCCCAAACUGAGCGAGGCUCCAGUCCGGCCCGACAAUGUCUUCCAGUCCUCUUCCUCACCAUCGUCACCAACACUUACAGACCCCGACCCCCCAUCGCCUCCUCGAAACCAUAUCACAGUGGCGAAGAAACAGCAGUGGGCGCGUCAGGGCUCUGCAGCUCCACCCACCUUCUUGACCUCAAGCUCCACCAUCACACUCUCAGACCAGGAGAGACCCACAGGGAUAUCUCAGGAUGCAUCUGGGCAGGCCUUGAGCCAUAGGCUGGUGCAAGACAAGAUGCAGCAGUGUGCUGACAGGAUGUGCACCAGUCUGGCCUGGGAUAAGACCAGUGCGUCCUGUGUUAGCACAACAAUGCAACAGGAAUCCUACUACCCAGCAGGGGACCCCGCUGAAUCUCCCUCCACCUCCGUCAGUGCCAAGCUGUCUGGCCAGCGCGCCUACCUGCAGAGCCUGGAUCGUAGCAGCCGAGCCUGGGUGCUUUCUUCAGGAAAGACUGCAGAUGAAGUGUGCGACCCUCAGGAGGACAGUGGCAGCAACAUCUGGUACAACCCGAUCCCCGAGGAGGAGGACUUAGGAGGUCUAUGCCGGGACGAGGAUGUAUGGAAGCGGAGGGCAAAAAAAGAUGAGCCUAGUGCUGGAACAGACAUUGGCAGAGGUUGUAGCAGUGCCAGUCCACUGGAGGACUUUCAGUGCUCCAGCCUCCCCAAUCCAAGUGUCAGUCACCAUAUUGAUGACAUCAAAGCAGAAAAUACAGACUCUCCUCCAGACUCUAGUCCCGCCUCCCAAAAGAAAGGGGGUGUGUCAGGAAGUAUGAUUGACAGGUUGAGGUCUCCUGGUACGGUAAGAAAACUCUCUCUAAAGAUGAAGAAACUUCCCGAGCUGCGCCGGAAACUCAGUCUCCGCUCAUCUUCUCGGGCCCAUCGGCAAACAAAUGACAAUAGAGGAAGCGGAGAGGAGUCGGCUGGUAAGAGCACGGCAUCAUUAUUGGCGCUCUCCAACCAGAACGUGAUCAGCAAGUAUCAUCUGGACAGCUCCACCUCUCCAGCCCGACCACAGCGACGGUCAUCAAGAGGAUGCUCAGCCAGUAAAGGAGGGUAUCUUAGUGACGGGGACUCCCCUGAACUACUGCCACGACAGCAGCCCUCUCAACACGUGAUCACCCAGGAUGGGCCCUGUGACGUCAGCUCAUUCCAGCUGUACGUGGGCUCCGACCCGCCGAGAUGCAGCCAACGGGUGACGGGUUUACUGACUGUCCACUUGCUGGGGCUGGAGGAGAUGAAGACCAGCAGGUCAGAGGGCAGUAAGGAAGUCUUCCUGGUGAUACAGAUUGAUGGGGCGACGAGAGCGAGGACUGCCCUCCUGAUGCUGCGAGGCUCGGCCCUCCCCUUAAACCACACUUUCCACCUGGAGCUAGAGCGAGCCAGGCAGCUCCGCAUAGUGGUAUUAACACCAGAAAUUGUGUGUCUGCAGCCCAACGGUGACGCAUCCACCCCGUCCUCUGUGUUUGGGGUUGAGCUCCACCACCUGGUGGAGAAAGAGGGCUCUGCAACUCCCGUCCCCCUGCUGAUCCAGAAAACAGUGGCAGAGAUCGAACGACGGGGACUGAAGGUGGUAGGUCUUUACAGGCUCUGUGGCUCUGCUGCGGUGAAGAAGGAGCUCAGGGAUUGGUUCGAAAGGAACAGCUCAGCAGUUUGUCUAUCUGAGGACCUCUACCCUGACAUCAACGUAAUCACAGGGAUUCUAAAGGACUACCUGCGGGAGCUGCCAUCCCCCCUCAUCACUAGGACUCUGUACCAGGUGGUCCGGGAGGCCAUGACCCUACGACCCCCACCUGUCCAACCUGCAACACCUGAUCCCCAACUGUCCCAAAGGACCGUGGAGCUGCUGUCCUGUCUGCCACCUCCAGAAAGGGCCACUCUGUUGCUCCUGCUCGACCACCUCAGCCUCGUAGCAUCUUUGAGCGCCGCCAACAGGAUGACUCAUCAGAACCUCGCCGUGUGCUUCGGGCCUGUGCUCCUCACGCCAACCCAAGAUGCGUGGAGGGGGGGAGGAGGGAAGUCAGGAAGAGGAUCAACGAAGGGCUUCUAUCAUGGCGAGGAGAUGGCGAGCGCCGUGGACUUCAAACGGCACAUCGAAGCGCUGCACUACCUGCUGCAGCUGUGGCCAGUGCCGACUCAUCGAGCACCAGCCGACGCCAAUGCCUCGCCUCCUCCCUCCACCACCCCUCACCAGAAUCCCUUGGUGCAGCAGCAGCGGCAUCCUGCGUUGCGCCUGGCUCUACCACAGAGCCCUGAAGAGGAGGUGGUGGUGUCACGGCGAGGGCGUGGCGGUGUGGCCCGGCUGGAGAGUCCACCGCCAAUCAACAGGUACGCAGGAGACUGGAGCGUUUGCGGACAAGAGUUUCUGACCGGGCAGGAUGCCGAUUACGAUGAGGUGGCAGGAAGCGAGAGCGAUGCAGGGAGUGAUGAUGAAGACGAGGAGGAGAAGAAGAGGGCAUGGCCAACAGGAGGGGGCGGAGCUCUGUACAUGGAUGACUUCCUGGACUUUGACGCUCCGUUUAACUGUCGGCUCAGCCUGAAGGACUUUGACACGCUGAUUCACGACCUGGACCGCGAGCUCGCCAAACAGAUCUGUCUGUAGAGAAGGAGGAGGAGCAGGAGGAGGAGCAGGAGGAGGAGGAGGAGCAGGAGGAGGAGCAGGAGGAGGAGGAGGAGCAGGAGGAGGAGGAAGAUCUGACCUCAUUAAAUUUCAGAUCAGCUGA
This is a messenger RNA of Pundamilia nyererei, 3035 nucleotides long. It is a transcript of the gene syde1, whose product is annotated as synapse defective Rho GTPase homolog 1. Gene Ontology annotation, biological process: cell migration; regulation of Ras protein signal transduction; signal transduction. The coding region runs from base 203 to 2914 and encodes 903 amino acids. The transcript is spliced from 12 exons. The record is from RefSeq and is a predicted model, not a curated record. Gene Ontology annotation, molecular function: GTPase activator activity. Lineage: Eukaryota; Metazoa; Chordata; Actinopteri; Cichliformes; Cichlidae. Gene Ontology annotation, cellular component: synaptic membrane.